This is a messenger RNA of Aspergillus affinis, 585 nucleotides long. RefSeq lists its product as uncharacterized. The record is from RefSeq and is a predicted model, not a curated record. The coding region runs from base 1 to 585 and encodes 194 amino acids. NCBI's taxonomy places the organism in Eukaryota, Fungi, Ascomycota, Eurotiomycetes, Eurotiales, Aspergillaceae. The transcript has a single exon.
AUGUACAGGUUUCAAUGGACCUCGCUGCAAGUCCAUCAGAUUGUGAGAUGCAAAACUGAGACGAGUGUUUGGAAACAUCUUGAGAAUCUUCCGGAUGCUCUACAGAAUGCAUAUUACGAAAUUUGGCACGAGAUUGACAACUUGGAGGAGCCAGACAGAACGCUCGCGCAACGCGCCAUGUUGUGGUUGAUGGCGGCGUACAAGCCGAUGGAUAGCGAGAAGCUCAUCUCCGCUAUUCGAGUUGGGUCGAAAGACGACGAGUGCUUCUUAGCCGACGAAAUCGACGAACAGGGGUUGUUAUCGCUUUGCAACAAUUUCCUUGUGAUCGACUCUAAAUUGAAGGUGUGGCGAUUCUCCCACUUGUCAGUCACGGAAUAUUUGCAAUCCAAGCAUCAAUGGACUCCUGCGUAUGCUCACACCUGCGCUGCUACUGUUUCCCUUUCUUUCUUUAUAAACAUUUACAAGGAUGAAGAUCCCAGCACAGUGGCGGAGGAUCUCGGCUACGACUCGGACCACUGCGAUCCCGCGGACAAGCCCGUGGGACCAUGGGAGAUUAUGAUACCACGAACCCAGAAUGAUCUAUGA